Molecule: messenger RNA, 1467 nt
Organism: Astrephomene gubernaculifera
Lineage: Eukaryota; Viridiplantae; Chlorophyta; Chlorophyceae; Chlamydomonadales; Astrephomenaceae
Source: the annotation of a GenBank genome assembly
CCAACUUGCGGAGCUGGAGUUCGUGGAGUCCAUGGAUGCAAUACAGGAGUACCUGCAACUGCAAGUUAAGCUCCAAGAUCAGCUGAAACAGGGACUGCUGAGCCUUGCCAAGGCCAAAUACUCAAUGGGUCCUAUCGGUCAGGCGCAGUACGACAUGGACAUGUCGGCCACCGCCCGCAUUACUGCCACCAGCAGCAGCACACAACCGCCGGGCCCCAGCCGCUGCCGCACCAACCUCUGCCUCAGCAAGGCCAACCCUGCCGUCCAGCCUGGCUCUGGCCCCUCGACAGAGACAAACAACACAUCACCCUCGGCGGCUGGCUCGCAAGCAUCAGCAGCAUCGACACAAGGUCCGGCCAGCACCAGAACCACGAAUACGACUGGGAGAGAAGCUCCGCUUGCCCAAUCAGCGGUUCCGGAGCAGCUGGAGCAAUCAGCGGCAGGGCGAGGAGGGCGUGGAGGGGAAGUCCCGUCUGGUCGAGCCGGGGAGAGGGUCCCGAAGGAGGGCGAGGAGCAGGAGGACUUGGCGGGGGUGUUUUCCUCCUCCGGAGGGAGCGACGGGGAGGACCAUGAUGAGGAGGAAGAGGAGGAAGAGAUGUUGCGUGAGGCGCAUGAGUUCCUGCGGCGCAUGCGCAUGCAGGCAGAUGGCCUCCAGGAUGACGAGGCAGGAGGGGAGGGCGGCAAGGGGCGCGACAGGGCUCACGGCGACAGCCAGGGCGAGAGCAGCAGCGGGCGUAGGAGGGGCGGUGGUGGCGGCAGUGGCAAGGGAGGAAGGGGCGGUCGCAAGGAGCGGGUGGCGAAGGAUCCGCUGCAGUGGUUUGGCGUGCUGCUGCCGCCGGCGCUGAAGGAGGCGCAGGGGCAGUUCAAAGCGGUGCUGGAGACGUGCGUGGCGCUGGCGAAUGCGGCUCAGCGCUUCCGGCCGGACCGGGAGGGAACAGCAGCAUCAGCGGCUGCCACCCCAGCCAGCAAGACCUAGCAGACCGGUAGCUUGCUGGCUGUGGCUUUGCCUACACGGUGCCCAAGGUUUACGUGUGUGAACACGCUAGGAGCUUGAGCGGCGUUGGUUGCUUACCGUAACCUGCCAAUACUCGUGGCAUGGGCCCUGUCGUGAUGGUUAGCUUGUAUCAUACGCCUCAUGUCUUAAGGUCCGUCCUGAUGCUCUUUACCCACGUGUGGGUGCCUCAACAACCUAUGUGACUUCACGGGCGCAUACUGAGCGGCGUUUGCUCUGAAAUGUGGCAAGGGUGUCACCCCGCGAAGGGCUAGCAUGAGGUUAGUCCUAGCAGCACGCGUGAGGGGCGGCUCGUGGCAACAUGAAGCAUGGCUUGGAGGUGUUAUGGUACUUGGGCUUGGUGGACUUGGUGGACUUUAACCAGGCAAGCAACCGAAAUGGCAGCUUGGCUUGACGGGUAACGACCAGGCCGCACUACGGUAUAUUCUUUUCUGACUCGGAAUGCUCACUGGUAG